Messenger RNA from Ziziphus jujuba (common jujube), 6814 nucleotides. RefSeq names its product transcriptional activator DEMETER. Lineage: Eukaryota; Viridiplantae; Streptophyta; Magnoliopsida; Rosales; Rhamnaceae. The record is from RefSeq and is a predicted model, not a curated record. Gene Ontology annotation, biological process: base-excision repair. Gene Ontology annotation, molecular function: DNA demethylase activity; 4 iron, 4 sulfur cluster binding; DNA N-glycosylase activity. Bases 636 to 6452 code for a protein of 1938 amino acids. The transcript is spliced from 20 exons.
UAAAUCUGACAACUCAAUUUGAUGCCGCUAGCGCCAUUGCUAAGACAAAUUAGAAAGUGAAAUAUAAAAUCAUAACUCUACCGGCCGAAAACCAUGCAGCGGUGCAAAUUUGCACUUUUGCUGAUUCUCGAGGAAAACAUCAAAUUAAAAGUAGAUUCUGAGCUUUAAAAAGUCAUUAAAUCAAAGGGGAUGUGCUCCUGUUAUAACUGCAAGAAGUGCCCUGAAGUGAAGACCACGAUUUUCUUAUGUGUGUAUAUAUAGAUAUAUAUAUUUUAUAUCUAUACGUAUAAGAAGUCUAUUCUAUCUGUUGAAAUCCUUUUUCUCUCUCUCUCUCUUCUCUCUCUCUCUCUCUCUCUCUAUGUUUUUAUCGGUGGACUGACUAACCUCUGAGACGACCCAAGUCCGGUUUUCUGAGUGAGCAGCAGAUCGGAUUAAAUGUCUUUGGGGGUUUUGGUGAAGCUGGUUCAGGCAAUGGGACUAGGGAGAAGCUGGGUUUUCGGGGAAAAAGGGGUGAUUCUGACAAUUUGCGGUAGAAUUAGCCACCAGAGGGCAGAUUAGAAUGGUGGAGAAGUAAAUAGAAGACAAAGAAGGAAAAGAGUGAUUGAUUUAGUUUGUGAAAUUGCUAAGAUUCAAGGAUGAACUUUGGAAGGGAAUUUUCAAUGGCGGAGAAUAAAGAAUUUCGGUUAAAGGAUUCAUGGAUACCUGUAACACCUGAGAAGCCUAUCCUGGCAAAAUCCCAUCAAGGGAACCAAACGGGUAAAGCAGAAUGGCCAGAACAUGCUGCGAUUUCAUCAGGAUACAUACCAGAGAUGCCUAAUUACAAUACCAUCUACCAAAAUCUCAAUACAAUUUCGAAUGUGGAUGGAAAUGCCGGUUACUAUGGAUAUGGGGCAAGUACAAGUCAGAAAAAUCAAGUUAAUCACAAUGUGGGUUCUUAUACACAGUCCUCUCAAAAUGGCAGCACAAGUUGGAAUAAUGAUCCCUUUAUGGAACAGAUCCUACUGGAGAAUGCUGAUUUUGUUUCAUAUGCAAACAGCAAUCUUUUUAGAGGCAUAGGCAUGGCAGCUCAAGGACCACCAUUGCCAAAGUUGCAUUCUCAAGAUAUCAACAUCCGGGAAUAUUACCACUCCAGUGGUUUCUCACUUGGUGAUCAGAAUAACCAUCCAGCUUCAACCACCCUGGUGAAUAGUGUGAUAGAGCAACCUGUGAUUCCAAAAAUGCAUUCUCAAGUCGAGAACAGUUGGAGGGGUCCCAACUUGAGUAAUCUGUUGCUCAGCAACCAAAAUUACUCCUUGGGUUCAAAUCCAGUGGAUAGAGGCUGCAACGUUUCUCAGAUACCCCAUUAUGGUUUACCUGUAUCCUCCCAGCAUAGCUAUAAUCUGAACUCACCACCAAGAAUAGAAGCUGACGCUCUCCCAAGUAUCAACAACUUGCUUCAAUUUAUACCAGUAACACCGGAUCAGGCUAGGAAAUCAGAUAACAACCAGCAUUCUUCAACACUGAACUCCAGAAUAGAGGAGAGGCAAAGGUGGGAAAAAAACUGGCAGGACAAUUUAGUUGCAUAUAAUGGAGAGGCCAAAAUUCAACAACACUGGGGUGAAGGUCAACUGCAAAACAUUGUAGACAUGUCAUGUGCAACCAUUUCUACGCCAUACAAGGAAAAUAAAGAUUCUGAUAAGCAGAGUGGUGAAUACAUUGACCCGAAUACAACACCACAGCAGAAACCACCCAGAAGAAGAAAACACAGACCCAAGGUGAUUAAAGAAAGCAAGCCCAAAAGGAACCCGAAGCCUGCAGUUCCCAAAAAUACAGAGUUUAAGGAGAGCAAUCCAGGUAAGAGAAAAUAUGUCCGGAAGAAACCCCUGAAAGGCUCCACAGCUCAACAUGCAGAAAUUACAAUGGAAACUAUAGGUCCACAUCCCAGAACAGCCACUAAAACAUGCAGGAAAGUCUUAAAUUUUGAUUUGGACAAGGACAGAGAUGAAAAUCUUGGGGAAACAGUUGCUCAGCCAGAGGAGCUGCAAGAGACAAAGAAGAGGGGUCCAUGUGUUACUUCAGAUUCUCAAGCUAGGGAACUAUGUAGUGGAACUAAACAUGUUUGCAUGUCGGCUGUACAGGGUGGACCACACGAGAGACUGAUUGUAGAAAAUGAGAAACCAGGACAGGCAACCAAUGCUAACCCUUCAGUGUAUCAAAGGCCGAAUGACUACAAUGCUCUGCCAUACACGCAAACAGUUUUUGCUGCCCCACCAGUCACAACAAAAGACAGGCAAAUGAAAGAUUUCUUCAUCAUCAGAAGCCAUAAAGAAAAGGGAAAUACUAAUCUAGACCAGAACAUGAGUGGAAACCAACAUACUCCCAUGCAACAACAUAUACAUGCAGAAGGGAAGAGUCAAGAUGGAUUCCAAGGAAAAGCUGAUUGUGAAAAUCUUGAGAAUGAUAAAUUGAUCAGGCCAAGCAGCAUUCAAUCUGUAGAAAAGUUUCUGCCCAAGUCUAGUGAAGAAAGGGGAUCGAAAAGAAAACAUUGGCAUACAAUUGAAAAGUUACAGCACUAUACCACCAAUCUGAUGGGUUCAGCAAUGUGCAAAGAGGUCUUUCAGAUAGAUGAAUGUCACAGAAAUGGCUAUAUUCCAAGCACAGGAUUUUCACAACAUCAAAAGAAAAUGAAAAUCGGGAAUGACUACACAAACAUCUAUAAAAUGCCUUCUAGCACAGCAGAAGCAGAAGAUUGGAGUAAAGUUGGAACACCAAGAGCAAAUGAUGUCAAUCCAAAGGGUCUUAUGUCAAACAUGAACUCUGAUGUGCCAAAUUCAAAGAUAAAUAACAUAGGUGUUGAAAAUCUUACUGGUGGCAGAUCCUUUCACUCCAUUGGUUUGGAGCACAAUUUACUUAAGCAGCAACUAUCAUCCCAACAACAUAUUCACAAUAAUAGGAUGGAAUCUACAAAUAAAUUGAGUCGAGUUCACAGCUUUUCCACCGAAACCACAAUUGAGAACUGCAAACAUCUCCCACCAUCUCCUCCCGCAGAAUCCCCAGGACCAGGAAAUAAACAUCUGUUCCAAACUCUCAGUAUCAAUAUGUUGGCAAAGAAGCAGGCAGGGGGAACCAGUCCUCUGAAAUCAGUUUUAUCUUGUACGGAGAAAGAGCUGCAAGAAGACAAUAUUUUCUGUGAAUAUCAGCCAUCUACAACAAAAAGAAGAGGCCGAAAGAAAAAGCAUCAUGUAUCAAUAGAUGACAUAAUAAAUCAAUUUAAUGGCCUCACUCUUGAUGAAAGCAGAAAGGGAUUACAUAUGCAAGAACCGAAUGCAAUUGUGCCAUACAAGGGCGAUGGUGCAGUUGUUCCAUAUGAUAUGAAGAAACACAAACCUAGACCUAAAGUGGACCUUGACCCUGAAACAGACAGGGUUUGGAAACUUUUGAUGGGUAAGGAAGGAGAUGAAGGCCUGGAAGAAACAAAUAAAGAGAAGGAGAUAUGGUGGGAAAAUGAAAGGAAAGUCUUUCGUGGACGUGUUGAUUCUUUCAUUGCUCAAAUGCAUCUUGUUCAAGGAGAUAGACGUUUCUCUCGAUGGAAAGGAUCUGUUGUUGACUCAGUGAUUGGAGUUUUCCUUACUCAGAAUGUUACAGACCAUGUAUCAAGCUCUGCCUUCAUGUCUCUGGCAGCACGAUUUCCUCUUAAGUCAACAAGCAACAAAACACAAGACAAGGUUGGGCCAAACACGGCAAAUAAUGAGCCAGAAAUCUCCAUAAUAAAUCCAGAAGAUACUACUGUAUGGCAUGGAGUACCACGCCAACCAAUUUAUAAGCAAAGCUCUCCCACACUCCAUGAAUCUGGAGAGCAUAAAUGCAGAAGUGAGACGUCUAGGACAAUUUGGAGAUUGGAGGAAGAGUUCAUCUCAUCCCAAGAGUCUUUUGACUCCUCAAUCACUCAAGGCCUUGUAGGCAGCAGAUCCAGCUCAGGCUCCAACUCAGAGGCAAGUCAAAGUACAGGAUGUGGAUCCAGCAACAUUCAAGUUCCAACUUCAACACUAUGGAUGGAGAACAUGUUCCAGGAAUUUGACAGUUAUGUAACUGGAAGUUCAGUUUUGAACAAGGAACUGAAGUAUGGGAUAAUUGAACAUGGCCAGCUCAAUGCAGGAUCAGUGAUUACCCAACCUCAAAGUUCAAAUCCCUCCAUUGCUUAUCAAAUUAAUCCUCACAAUGCAUGCAUGGAAUGGCCGGCUGCUGCUCCUAGAAAGAAUGCGUUGCAUAUGACCUCAAAUUCUAAAGCACCAGAAGUGUGCCUUGAAGCUCUCAGUGAAGAAAGCAUAUCUUCUUGGCCUUCAACUGCAUCCAGAUUUGAUAAGGGAAAGAGAAUUGAAGAAUUAGCAGAUAUCUCUGGAAAUUCCUUAGUGCAACAGAAUGGACUAUGGAGGCCUCAAAAAUAUUCAGCAACAAACCUAAAUGCAUCAUUUGGCAAUCACUCAGCACAGAAAGAAAGCAUUGCUCAAACUGGACAAAGUCAACCAUCUUGCAAAAGUUAUCAAUGUAAGAGGGAUAAUACCUUACACUUGGAAAGUACAUCUGCUAUAGAGACCAUAAAACUUACCGAAGCACUCAUCAAGACACAGGAUGCAACCAACAAGCAUGUCCCAAAUGUCAGUAAGGUCGCAGAAAAAGUUUCUGAUCUUGUAGAGAGUAACCCUGCAGUGAAUACAAAAAUACAUAAAGAGACGAAAUCAGUUGAGCAAAAUUUUAAGGAGCAAAUCUGUACAUCUAAUCAUGCUAAAAAUGAGACAAACACAAAACUUUCAAAAGCAGAAAAAGGAAAUGCUACAAAUGUGAAAAUAAAUGCAGUUGACUGGGACAAUUUAAGAAAGGGGGUGGAGACCAAUGGUAGGAGAAAAGAGAGAAGAAAAGAUGCAAUGGACUCAAUAGACUAUGAAGCUGUUAGACUUGCUAACGUCGAGGAAAUUGCUGAAGCGAUUAGAGAACGAGGAAUGAACAACAUGCUAGCAGAAAGAAUCAAGGAAUUCCUAAACCGACUGGUCAGAGAACAUGGAAGCACUGAUCUUGAAUGGUUAAGAGAUGUUCCCCCAGAUCAAGCAAAGGACUACUUAUUAAGUAUUCGAGGAUUGGGGUUGAAAAGUGUGGAGUGUGUGCGACUUUUGACACUUCACCAUCUUGCUUUUCCAGUUGACACAAAUGUUGGAAGAAUAGUAGUACGACUUGGAUGGGUGCCCCUCCAGCCUCUACCUGAGACACUUCAAUUGCACCUUCUGGAACUGUAUCCAGUACUGGAGUCAGUUCAAAAGUAUCUUUGGCCAAGAUUAUGCAAGCUUGAUCAACGAACACUAUAUGAGCUACACUACCAAAUGAUUACAUUUGGAAAGGUUUUCUGCACAAAACAAAAACCAAAUUGUAAUGCAUGUCCAAUGAGAGGAGACUGCAGACACUUUGCUAGUGCUUUUGCAAGUGCAAGACUAGCCUUACCAGGACCAGAGGAGAAGAGUAUUGUAAGUUCCAUUGCUCCCACUCUAGAAGAGAAAAACCCUGCUCUAGGCAUCAAUAUUUCACCACUACCCCCACCAGAGAAUAAAUUGCUUGAAGAAGCUGACUCUGAAAUUAGCAAGUGUGAACCAAUAAUUGAAGUUCCAGCAACGCCAGAACCAGAAUGCACAGAAGUAUCACAAAGUGAUAUUGAGGACUUAUUCAAUGAGGAUCCAGACGAGAUCCCUACCAUAAAACUCAACAUGGAAGAGUUCACAAUAAAACUUCAAGACUUCAUGCAGACACACAUGGAGCUCCAAGAAGGUGACAUGUCCAAGGCUUUAGUUGCGUUGAAUACAGAAGUGGCUUCUAUCCCUACACCAAAACUAAAAAAUGUCAGUCGACUACGAACAGAGCACCAUGUAUAUGAGCUUCCAGAUUCACACCCUCUCUUGGAAAAGCUGGACAGACGAGAACAUGAUGAUCCAAGCCCAUACCUUCUUGCUAUAUGGACACCAGGUGAAACUGCAAAUUCAAUUCAACCACCAGAAAGAAGGUGUUCCUCCCAAGAGCCAAACAAACUAUGCAAUGAGAAGACAUGCUUUUCAUGUAACAGUAUCAGAGAAGCAAAUUCACAAACAGUCAGAGGGACAAUUUUGAUACCUUGUAGAACAGCAAUGAGAGGAAGCUUUCCACUAAAUGGAACAUACUUUCAAGUUAACGAGGUGUUUGCAGAUCAUGAUUCUAGUGAUAAUCCAAUUGAUGUUCCCAGAGAAUGGAUAUGGAAUUUACCUAGACGUAUAGUAUACUUUGGAACCUCAGUGACAUCAAUAUUCAAAGGCUUAUCAACAGAGGGAAUUCAAUACUGCUUCUGGAAAGGAUUCGUUUGUGUGAGAGGAUUUGACCGAAAAACAAGGGCACCACGGCCCUUAAUUGCCAGAUUGCAUUUUGCCGCAAGUAAGUUGGGCAAGACAAAAAAUGAUUAGGGGAGACAAAACAGACCAUGAGACAGAAGAUUACCAGCAGAGAAAAAGCAAAGAUCACUGACAGUAGGAGAAGAAGAUUAUUGACUAACACAUUGUUGUACAUUCAAUUAUUCUUCCUCUAACAUGAGAUGCAUUCAUAUCUCAGCAAGGGAGCAAGAAUCAAUAUAGAAAGGAAUGCGAGAUCCCAUAAGUGUGGGAAGUACCUGCACAACAAAUUUAACAACUAUUUUUUUUUUUUCUUUUUUUAAGUCAAAGCUCAAAACAGAGCAAUUCUUCAUAAACUAGCGUUGUCACUCUCCCAAAUAGAGAAAAAUAAAUAAAUAAAUAAACUAAAAUAAAAACAACUGAGUUUGCCAGGUUCA